This is a messenger RNA of Solanum pennellii, 1587 nucleotides long. Its product is annotated as protein UPSTREAM OF FLC. Bases 186 to 1445 code for a protein of 419 amino acids. Lineage: Eukaryota; Viridiplantae; Streptophyta; Magnoliopsida; Solanales; Solanaceae. The record is from RefSeq and is a predicted model, not a curated record. The transcript is spliced from 4 exons.
GAAAUUUGUCAUAUAGUUGUUGUCUGCCGCAUCCUAUUUUGAAAUCUCUGCUCCCUCCCUCUGUUUCACUAAAUUAAUCCCCCGGCAUUCACACUUACAAGCAUUUAGCCUCGUAAACACAUUCCCUUCAUCUUCUCUCUCUAUAUAUACACACACACAUCUUCUUCUAAUUAAUAUAAAAACCUAUGGCGACAUUUGUUAGAGCAAAGGACCAAAAUGGGAAAGAUAGAGAAACUAGUAACAAAGUUUGGAUUGAAAACCCAAAUCAUAAGCUCAAAUCUGAACGCAAAGUGCCUGUUGUUUAUUAUCUCACUAGAAAUGGACAACUUGAACAUCCUCAUUUCAUGGAAGUUCCAAUUUCUUCCCCUGACGACGGACUUUAUCUUAGAGAUGUCAUCAACCGCUUGAAUUUUCUCAGGGGAAAAGGCAUCGCUUCCCUCUAUUCCUGGUCUGCCAAAAGAAGCUACAGAAAUGGAUUUGUGUGGCACGAUUUGGCGGACCAUGAUUUUAUAUAUCCAGCACACGGCCAAGAGUACGUUCUCAAAGGAUCACAACUUGUUGAGGGUGCAACAACUCUUUCCACAUCUAAAAAUCAGGUCUCGGAAGUGAGAAAACUCAGCGAAUUCCCGGCUGUAUCACGGCGGCGCAACCAGUCCUGGUGUUCUGCCGACUUCCACGAAUACAGAGUCUACAAAGCAGAGUCGUCCAGCAACGAAUACUCCGGCAAAGCCGCCGCCGAUGCGUCCACUCAGACAGACGAUCGCCGUCGCCGGCGAAGAGAAAUUGGAAUUGCUGAAGAGGAAGAAGAAGAAGAUUACCAGUCAACAGAAGUUAGCAUUUCACCUCCGCCGUCUGAUUCAAGUCCGGAAACACUUGAAACGUUGAUGAAAGCCGAUGGUAAGGUAAUCGUACGUCCAGAAACAGAUGAAACGGCUAAUACUAAUGAAUCGAAUGGGAAGAGCAGAGGAUCUUCCGUGUUGAUGCAAUUAUUAUCGUGUGGGUCAAUGUCGUUCAAGGACUGUGGGCCCGGUGGUUAUGGAAAAGAUCAUGGGCUUUCAUUGAUUUCCCAUUACAAAUCGAGGGUGCCACGUGGACCGGGAUUGCAUUCGGUGGCAGAGAUCACGGAGCAUCAGGGAAUCACAAAGCUAGAAGAUAAAGAAGAGUACUUGAGCGGAAGCUUAAUAGAGACAAACAAGGACGAAUAUCCAGCUCUGAAAAGAUCUUCAUCAUGGAAUGCAGAUCGGAGUGCAAAAUUGGAAAUAAGGGAGAAGGAGAUAGAAGGGGUGAGAGCAAAAUGCAUUCCAAGAAGGCCAAAGAAUCAAUCCAGCAGAAAGGAAUUAGGAAGAAGCAUUGACUUGUCUUGCGUUAGCAGUGGGGCAAGUAUUUCUAGUAGUAGCAGUAGCCAACAUGGUAGCAAAAGGCUAGUGGUUCCACCCCAACUGUAGAUGUACAGCUAAAUUAAGCAAUACUAGUUUAAGAAUGAUCAGUACCAUUCACCUAAACAAGUAUGUUGUAAAUACAAUGGAAUUAGCUAUAAAUUUCAUCUGCCAAAUCACUUGAAGUUAAUAUAAUUUUGAUAAUCUAUUA